GUGGCGGAGCUUCGUGGAGUGCCAAUCCGGGUCUCAGUGAGUGUCGUUCGGGCAGCAGCUAUGGUUCAGACGUGCUCAGCGUAUGGCUGUAAGAACCGCUACCACAAAGACAAAAACAUUUCCUUUCACAAGUUCCCCCUGGCACGUCCUGAUAUUUGUGGUAAAUGGGUGGCGGCGAUGAGGAGGAACAACUUCAAGCCGACAAAGUACAGCAACAUCUGCUCGCAGCACUUCACCAAAGACUGCUUCAAGAGAGAGUGCAACAACCGAGUGCUGAAGGAGAACGCCGUGCCGUCGCUCUUCUUCAACCUCAGCAUUAAGUCAGAGUCCCUGGAGGACCCUUUCCCCUCAGAGAUCCACUUCCCUCUCUCUUUGCCUCUGACUACUGACCCGGCGGCGGAGGAGGAGGACGAGGAGGAGGACGAGGAGGUGGUGGUGGAGGAGCCCGGGAGGAGCCUACCCGACACCCGGGGCGACACGGUGGCCGUCUCCUGCGACCACAACUACACAGUGGAGGAUUCUGCUCGGCAGAAGAAGCGCAUCGAGCAGCUGGAGGAGCAGCUGGGGGGUCUGAGGAAGAAGCUGAAGACGCUGCAGCAGAAGUGUCGGCGGCAGGAGAGACAGCUAAAGAGGCUGAAGGCGGCACGAGAGACACCCAGGACCGGCCGCAAGCCGCCAGCAGCUUUCGGAGAGGGAUACGUGAUUUUACCGAAACACAUCUACAGCACACUGGUUGGUGUUGAGUAACGAGGAGCAGAGAGAGGAGAGACUAGUGUGGUCCAUCUGAGAGGCAGAUUAAAAACUCUUGCACAUUCAAGAUCUGCCUGUGCUGGAGCUGCUGAGCAAGGCUGCAAAGCCCCGAGCUGAGAGCUGAAGGAAUUACUUGUUCAGGAACGCAAAAGCAGAAUGUGGAAGAGUUCAGUUUUCACUUUGUUUGGGGGUUUUUCUACUGUUUGGCCUGCGGUGAAAUGACUCUGAGUCAACUCCCUCUUUAAAUGAAUGGUUCAAAAUUUUGGGUUUGGUGUCAGUGGCAGUUCCGCGCUGGAACUAUUUCUUUUCUGAAAACAGCCGAGUGCUGUGAGGCUGACUCCCUGCAGACAUGUUGUUAGGCAACCAGCAGAGACGCUGCACAGACAUACUGAGCAGAUGGAUAAAAAUGGACGUUCUUCAAAAAAUAGUUUCAACAUGUAACUAAAAUCACAAACUGCUUGUUUGUUUGUGUUUGCGGGUGUAUUUUCAGUUGAGAUAGAGUCAGGCUCCCACUGCUAACCAUGUCCUGUAGUUAACACACAGACAUGAUAUUUAUAUCGAUCUUCUCAUGUAGAAAUAAAGCAAAUGAACAUUUCCCAAUAUGUUGAGUUAGUCCUUCACAGAUCCUGGUGUGGGAUUUGGGGAUGAAGUUGGGCACUAUAAAAAAACAACAAGUGUGACUUCUAUUUAUGUUGUUUGCCUUGAAGGUUUCUUCCUAAAAGAAAAUGUCAUAAAUUGAUAGCUUUUCUUUUUCAGUAUUUUUCUUCACAUAAACAUGAUGAGAAAACGUUUAUUCCACACCGCCUCUAACCAGUAUGUAGUGUCUUCACACUGGGAAGGUGAAAAAAUAAAAUAUACUCAAAAGUCAGUUUGCAGGCAAAUAAAAACUACUGUGCCGUUGAUCAACAAAAAUGUUCUGCCUUGUAUUCAAGUGUUUACCUCCUGAUCUUCACAACAAGAGAUAAAAAGAUUGCCACCGUCAUCACCUUCCAGAGUUGUUACAUCCUGUGUCAGAUUAACCUGCUGCACAGUGUUCUGGUGUCUAAUAAAUCUUUAAACCCAU
Messenger RNA from Micropterus salmoides (largemouth bass), 1813 nucleotides. It is a transcript of the gene thap1, whose product is annotated as THAP domain containing, apoptosis associated protein 1. The transcript is spliced from 3 exons. Gene Ontology annotation, molecular function: sequence-specific DNA binding. Lineage: Eukaryota; Metazoa; Chordata; Actinopteri; Centrarchiformes; Centrarchidae. The record is from RefSeq and is a predicted model, not a curated record. The coding region runs from base 61 to 747 and encodes 228 amino acids.